Molecule: messenger RNA, 1940 nt
Organism: Lepisosteus oculatus (spotted gar)
Lineage: Eukaryota; Metazoa; Chordata; Actinopteri; Semionotiformes; Lepisosteidae
Gene: nfkbie
Product: nuclear factor of kappa light polypeptide gene enhancer in B-cells inhibitor, epsilon
Biological process (GO): cellular response to tumor necrosis factor
Cellular component (GO): cytosol
Molecular function (GO): NF-kappaB binding
Source: RefSeq, a predicted model, not a curated record
CAGACUUGCUCGAGUGAUCUGUGGUCUCAUAGCUCGCUUGCGAUUUACAAGCUCGGGAUUCAGCUGUAAACGCUAGUUCAGUCACAAGUUUAAUUCUGUGGUUUUUGAUGGCGUUUGAUGAAGCUCGUUGCUGUUUGAUAUCUACUUUUUAAAUUGAAACAGUUAAGAUAAUUGUGGCCUUUUUUCAUCGUCUUUUCUUGAAAUGUAAACAACUCUGAAAAUAACUGAAAGGCAUUUUUAUUUUGGGCUUGAGAUAAAAAGAGCAGAGCGGGGUGGCAUGAAACUCAACACCUUAAUCGAGUUAUUUAAAAAGGAAUCGGCAGAUAUUUCAGGAGCGAAAGCGUGUAUCUGGCUCGACAGCGCAUACCUCCUAUUUGGUGUUUUGUAAGUUAUUAAAAAAAAGUUUCCUGUUGGUACACCAUGGCCAAUACGCCGGACGAAAGGAAAAAGGCAGAAGAUCCUCCUGAAGACAGCCAGUGCGACUCGGGUUUUGGAAUCGACUCCUUCCGAUCCAUAAACCAAGAGGAUCAUCAAAACAUCAAAAGGACAUCGCAGGAAUCGAGCAGUGACAACAAGAAAGACAGGGAUAAGUUGGACAAUGUAACUGAGGACAGGCUGGACUCUUCCUACGGCUCGUCCUCUCUCACAGUUGAGAGUCUCAAGGACAUGUUUCAGGAUUGCAAUAUUUCUGAGCAAGAAGAAACAGAAAACACAGAGGCUACAGAGUACAACGAACAGGAAAUAACAUUUUUAACUACCAUCAGCGAAGACGGAGACACGAUCUUACAUCUUGCGAUAAUCCAUGAAGAGAGGGAAUUUGCAGAACAGUUGAUAUCCUUGUUUCCCAAAGAUGUGCUGGACAUACAGAAUGAUCUUUACCAGACGCCAUUACAUCUGGCCACGUACCUGAACCUGACCUCGGUGGUGCAGGCACUGGUGCACAAGCAGGCCAGCCUGGAGCUGCAGGACCAGGACGGCAACACGCCGCUCCACGUGGCUUGUGAGCAGGGGCGGGUGGACUGCAUCAACGAGAUGACCCGAGGCCUUUCUGUCAGGCAGCUGGGCUGCGUUCUGGAGAUCCAGAACUGGAGAGGCCUGACAUGCCUCCACUUAGCCACUCUGCGGAGAAAUCAUCGGCUCGUGAAACUUCUGCUGAAGAAGUGCGCAAACAUCAAUACUCAGGAGGGAACGAGCGGAAAGACUCCUCUGCAUCUGGCCGUGGAGUUGCAUGACCCGUCUUUGGUGACGCUGCUGUUGAAUCAGGGAGCCAAUGUGGAUGCAGCAAUGUACAAUGGCUGCACCUCUUUGCAUCUGGCAGUUGGAAGACAGGACGCCACAAUCGCUAACUUGCUGUGCCAGUCUGGAGCUGAUAAGAUGUUACGGAACAUGGAAGACGAGACCGCCCUGGACCUCGCUGAUGGAAACGAUGAUAUCCUUGCACUCUUUCCAUUUGAUGACAUUCAGAUCUCUGGCCGGUCUGUUGUUGGAAUGAAAUUCUGAAGACUUGUGACAUGGCAACCCUGAGGACUUGACAUGCGUAUUUAUAACCAGACAUUUCCAAAGACUUUGGUUUGAAUUUUGGACUGCCCACCUGAGCAGCAUUUUUCUUCUGAAAUCAGUACAAUACAUAUAUUGCCAGGAACUGAAUCCUAAGGAUGUUGUCUCCUCUGGGCUGCUAUUUGUGUUAUACAUUUUGUUUUAGGGGAAUUCUGUUUUUUUUAAUUGUAUUAAUGUAUGUUCUUUUAUAAAAAAUCACUUCCUAGAGAUCCCUUUCACUUAUGUAGAAGUGUAGGAGGAGGGAAUUAAAUCUUGCCUAAAUGUUUAACUGAAACCUUCUGUAACUGUUGGAAGAAGAGUGGUAUCAAAUAGGUAUUUAUAUAGGCACCUAUUUGGAGUUGGUGGAAGUUAAAUUAUUAAACUUGCCAUCUUUUGACUGAUGA